This is a messenger RNA of Lepisosteus oculatus (spotted gar), 2467 nucleotides long. It is a transcript of the gene cndp1, whose product is annotated as carnosine dipeptidase 1. NCBI's taxonomy places the organism in Eukaryota, Metazoa, Chordata, Actinopteri, Semionotiformes, Lepisosteidae. The record is from RefSeq and is a predicted model, not a curated record. Gene Ontology annotation, biological process: proteolysis. Gene Ontology annotation, cellular component: cytosol. Gene Ontology annotation, molecular function: metallodipeptidase activity.
GUUUAUUCCAGAGUGUAUAAAUUAUGGCCACAGGCGACAAAAAGCGUGCAGGGGAAGCAGGAUUGAACAACCAGACGUUUUGAGUGGUGCUUCAUUGCCAGUGACCAUGCUGCAUUUCUUACUGUUGUCCACACUCCUGCUCAUGGCUCAAGCAGACCCAUUCCAGCUGGAUGCCUUGAUUCAAUAUGUUGACAGCCACCAGGAUGAAUACGUGGAGACCCUGCGCGACUGGGUGGCUGUAGAGAGCGACUCCAGCGAUGUGCUAAAGAGGGCUGAACUGGAGCACAUGAUGGACAUCACUGCAGAGAAGCUGAGAAAAAUGGGUGGAAAGGUGGAACUGGUAGACAUUGGUGAUCAGGAGCUGUCUGAUGGCACAAAAAUUCCCCUCCCCAAAGUUGUCACUGCUCAGUUUGGCAGUGACUCAAGCAAACGGACUGUCUGCAUCUAUGGCCAUGUUGAUGUCCAGCCAGCCAAGAAGGAGGACGGCUGGGCGACGGAUCCCUACAACCUCACUGAGAUCAAUGGCAAUCUCUAUGGCCGAGGGGCUUCGGAUAACAAGGCUCCAGUUCUGGCCUGGAUACAUGCAGUUGAAGCUUAUCAGGCCCUCAACAUGGAACUCCCCGUCAAUGUAAAGUACAUCCUCGAAGGAAUGGAGGAAACUGGGUCGAACGGCCUGGAUGCCAUGAUCUCUCAGCACAACCACACCUUCUUCUCUGACGUUGAUUACAUCAUCAUCUCAGACUGUGGUUGGCUGAGUCGCAAGCCCGCUCUGACCUAUGGGACCAGAGGCAAUUGCUACUUCUUGGCAGAGGUGGAGGGUCCGAAACAGGAUUUACACUCCGGAGUCUUUGGGGGCACAGUAUUCGAGCCCAUGACAGAUCUCAUCGGUAUCCUAGACACCCUAAUUGAUUCCAGUGGUAAAAUCCUGAUCCCUGGAAUCAAUGAGGCUGUGGCUGCUCUAACAGAGGAGGAAAUGAAGCUGUAUGAGGGCAUUGAGUUUGACCUGGAGAGCUACCAGAGGAAAAUUGGGGUUGACCGUCUCAUGUAUAGUUCAAAGGCAGACCUCCUUGCCCAUCGCUGGCGCUAUCCCACGGUGUCCAUUCAUGGCAUAGAAGGAGCCUUCUCUGCUCCUGGGACAAAAACCGUCAUCCCUGCCAAAGUCAUUGCCAAGUUCUCAAUCCGACAGGUGCCUGACAUGGACCCUUUGCUUGUGGAAAAGCAGGUGUCUGACCAUUUGAAUGCUGAGUUUGCUAAACGCAACAGCCCAAACAAGCUGAAGGUGACCAUGGUCAUUGGGGCCAAGCCCUGGGUGGCUGACUUGAAGGACUCACUGUAUGAAGCAGGCAAGAGAGCUGUAAAAACAGUGCUGGGAGCGGACCCGGACAUGAUCCGAGAGGGAGGAACCAUCCCGAUAGCGAGAACGUUUCAGGACGUCACAGGGAAAAGGAUCAUCAUGCUGCCAAUUGGGGGCUUUGAUGAUGGCCUGCACUCACAAAAUGAGAAGAUGAGCAGGUACAACUACAUCGAAGGAACUAAGCUCUUUGUUGCCUACCUCCAUGAAGUUGCACAGGUCUGAUGAGUCCAAGGGGGAUCCCACACAAUCUUCAAAUUUAGCGAAACAGCCAACCUCUCCUAUAGGAAAGUCGUGAUUUUUUGGUGCUGUGUGUAAGAAGUAUGUCCAAAUCAAUAAAAUCUAUUUUUCUUUCUCAAGCACAUUACACAAAUAUUUCGCUGAUGUAGUCCUUUCAGAUCAAGGGAGAUUUAUCAAUUGAUAUGUUACAGAACAGUUGUAGAUUUCUUAAUUGAAUCAGUGCAGUCACAUUUCCAUUAUAAUUUUGUUAAUUUGGUACUGAACUGCACCACCCACUAAUCCAUGACUGAGGAAGUGAUUUGCGGUGAAAUUAUGGAUGCAGUUACAAAACAACAUUUUUUUUCCAAAACGAAUAAAUAGACGGCUGUCUGGUUUUGUAAAAGUUUUUUUGUAGAACAGCUACAUCCUACUGCCUUCAGCAUGAAGUAAUUUCUCAUCCUGUUAACAGCAUUAAUAUAAAGUCGGCUUAUGUUCCUGUUUUAGUGGGUUUUAGUCAAUGCUUCUGCUAUUAGUAUUUUGUCUGUCACCAGUGAUUUAGGAAGUCACUUCUGGGAUGUUACUAUACCGAUUAGAGUAUGUUCCCUUCUGUUUGCGAAAUUACAUUUUUUCAUGUUGUCAGAUGGAAAAUGAAACAUGCUGUAUGGCUUGUAGAAAACAUAUCUAACAUGUCCUUCGUCUUCUGCGUUUAGACCUUUGACUCUUCUAUUAAUGUCACGUGACAUUUAAUGUGCUGUAGAGUGAUUUAGAGUUACUCAAGCCUGGGACACUUUCCAGAGUCGGAGAUCUAUAAAUGAUGGAAGUUUGCACUGGGUUUUUAUUUUCAGAAAAUCUGUGAUGGCUUUACCUGUUUGAGAUUAUUAAAGGGUGUCAAGUGUC